AUGGCCCAUCACACGAACCGCACGCCGCAAGAUCAAGCCUAUCACUCAAUGCCCUACGGCCAACAGACAUCACAGUAUGCUGUCACACAGUCACCGGGCAUGGCCCAGACCUUCAAGGCUCUACAAGAUGCUGGAUAUGGUCAAGGAGCUUCAGCACCUACUCCCCAGCAAAACAUGCGUCCCACUUUCGAGAAGCCCACCAUCUACACUGCUGUCUACUCUGGAGUCCAGGUAUACGAAAUGGAAGUGAACAACAUUGCUUGCAUGCGACGACGUUCCGACGGCUGGCUGAAUGCCACUCAGAUCCUCAAGGUUGCUGGUGUCGACAAGGGAAAACGCACAAAAGUUCUGGAGAAGGAAAUUCUUCCAGGCGAGCACGAGAAGGUCCAAGGUGGAUACGGUAAAUACCAAGGCACAUGGAUCACCUACCGCAGAGGUCGUGAGUUCUGCCGUCAGUACGGUGUUGAGGAUUUGCUUCUUCCCUUGCUGGAACACGACCUUGAUGGCUCCGGCGCCGGUCAGACCACCGAGACGCCGACCAAGGAGCAAGCCAUGGCCGCUAACAGAAAGAGAUUCUACGCCGCCGGGGCUCAAGAUAGGAAUGGCCCACCAGCCUCAAAUACUUUCUUCCAGAACAUCUCUUCCAUGUCGUCAGUUGCUCUAGCCGCCCUUAACAAGGCUGCUCGACUUAACUCGCCAGUCCGUCCGAGUCACAUGAGACGUGCCUCUCAGCAACAACAACAAAACACUUCUCACAGCCACCUGGCCGAUGCCAACUACAAUCAAAUCCCGGAUUCCGGCUACAAUACACAAAGCGCUGCAUGGAGACAGGCACCGGGUGGUGAACCCCCAAGAAAGCGUAUGAGACCUAACGAUGAGAUCCCUGUCGACGCUUCCAUCAUGUCGCUCGACCCCACAGAGCCUGGAGAAUCAUUCCUCCAAAGCACUCAACAGUACCUCGAAGAAAACGUCAACGGAUCCGACGAGCCCGUGACACUUCCUCCGUUGCCAGUCCCCAUGGGUAUUGAAGAGGAGAACAAGCGUCUAUUGCUCCUCGACCUUUUUGCCGAAUCCUCUAGACAAGACUUUGCCUCACACCCAGCACUUCUGUCUCUGUCCCCACAAGAUUUGGACAUUCCUCUGGAUCCGUCAGCAAAUACUGCCCUGCAUUGGGCUGCAACACUAUCGAGAUUAUCGUUACUACGACUGCUCAUCCAGAAAGGUGCCAACAUAUUCAGAGGCAAUGCUGCAGGUCAGAGUGCUUUGAUAUCGGCUGUCUUGGUCAACAACUGUUGCGAGCACUCCUCUUUCCCUGACGUGCUAGAGCUUCUAAGUCCCCUGAUCGAGGUACGAGAUGCUCAAGCCCGUACUAUUCUGCACCACAUCGCUGUCUCCUGUGGUAUCAAAGGUCGAGCCCCUAGCAGCAAGUACUACUUGGAAGCUUUGUUGGAGUUCUUGGUUCGCAGCGUGUCAAAGCCUGCACCAGCCGAAAAUGGAUCUGCAACCCCCGGACAAGCAGGCAAAGAGCGAAUGAAUCUGAUGCGCUUCCUCACGCAUAUAGUAAAUGCGCGAGACAAGGCAGGUAAUACUGCUCUGAAUCUCGCUGCGAGAAUUGGUAACAGAGGUAUCAUUCAGCAACUGCUGGAAGUCAAGGCCGACCCGGCCAUUCCCAACCAGAAAGGCAUUACAGCCCGCGAUUUUGGUGUAGGUGUUGAAGACGAGAACGGACAACCUAAUGCCGGCUUCAACAACCCAUCAAACAUCGAUCCAAUCUUUUCCCAAGCGCAAGCACUUAACCGCCCGCCAUCCCAGAACACCACCGCAGAAGGUGCAAACGAAAAGGAAACAACACCCGUCUCCAACACAAGCAUCAUCGAAGAACAGAACCAGGAUGUCAUCUCUUCACUAACAAGUAUGCUCACCGCAAACCUCGCCCAGCACAAACAGCUACUUGCGGAGAAAACCACUCAAAUCGACAAACUCAACGUGCAGAUCCAAGAACUGUCAGCCGUAGCGAAAACCGAAAGCGACCAACUAGCAACUCUGCAGCGCCGCGCCAAAUCUCGCGGCGAAGCCGCGUCCAAGAUCGCAAACCUCAAACGCAUCCUCGAAGAACGACACCGCAAUGGCAGAAAAGUCACAAAGACAAACACUGUAGUGGGGGAUGCAGAUACCUCUAUCUCACCUGUACUUGCAAUCACCAACAAACUGCCCGACGUCUCUGAUGCAGCACAAGCAGUGCAACAACUCACACCUGCACUCCAACAUCAACUUCUGCACGACACACCUUCCGUCGCUGAGCUCCGCACACUGAAGAAAAUGUACGAGACCAAUAAUGAUCGUCUGCAACAGCAAUCCACACAACUCAAGUCUCGGUCUUCGCAAUUAGAGCACUUGUACCGUAAAGUCGUGUCUUUGUGUACUGGUGUUGCAGAAGACAAGGUUGAAGACCAGUUGGGUGCGCUUCUGGCGGCUGUGGAGUCAGAGAAGGGUGCGCUGGGCAGAGAGGAAGCGGGCAGAGUCAGGGAGUUUUUGAUCAAAGUUGAGGGCGUGGGUGGUGGUGAGGUUGCUGCUGGUGUGUAG
Aureobasidium namibiae CBS 147.97 is the source of this 2583-nucleotide messenger RNA. RefSeq lists its product as uncharacterized. Gene Ontology annotation, cellular component: MBF transcription complex; SBF transcription complex. The record is from RefSeq and is a predicted model, not a curated record. The transcript is spliced from 2 exons. Gene Ontology annotation, molecular function: protein binding; transcription coactivator activity; DNA binding. The coding region runs from base 1 to 2583 and encodes 860 amino acids. Lineage: Eukaryota; Fungi; Ascomycota; Dothideomycetes; Dothideales; Saccotheciaceae.